Pelobates fuscus (common spadefoot toad) is the source of this 2741-nucleotide messenger RNA. RefSeq names its product LIM domain containing 2 (gene LIMD2). Lineage: Eukaryota; Metazoa; Chordata; Amphibia; Anura; Pelobatidae. Gene Ontology annotation, biological process: actin filament bundle assembly. Bases 186 to 572 code for a protein of 128 amino acids. The record is from RefSeq and is a predicted model, not a curated record. Gene Ontology annotation, molecular function: actin filament binding. Gene Ontology annotation, cellular component: actin cytoskeleton; plasma membrane. The transcript has 5 exons.
GGGAGGGGGAAACGUUGUUGCAUGAAACAAGCACACAAAGGACCGGGCUGUGAGACAGAGCAAGCUGCAGAGGGAGAGACAUCUCACUGAGAGAGAGAGAGACAGAGACAGACAGACAGACAGACAGGCAGGGAAUGAGAUGAGAAUUUGCUAAACCUUAAGAGCCCAGGUACAGAUACCGAAAAAUGUUCCAAGCUAAAAUCCCCAGCGCAGCCGCAGGCCAUGAUUCGGGUUGCAGCCCUGCAGGAAGUGUGGUUCAAAGGUCAAAGUCUUUUAGUGUGAAACCCCCUGUUAGAGAACUCUGCUCUUCCUGCCAGAAGACAGUCUACCCCAUGGAGAGACUGGUGGCCGACAAACAUAUAUUUCACAAUAGCUGCUUCUGCUGCAAGCACUGCAGUACCAAACUGAGCCUGGGCAGCUACGCAGCCCUCCACGGAGAAUUUUACUGCAAACCUCACUUCCAGCAACUCUUCAAGAGCAAAGGGAACUAUGAUGAAGGUUUUGGACGUCGACCUCACAAAGACCUCUGGACCCAUAAAGAGCAAGACGCCUCGGGAGACAAAGCUCUCUGAGAGGCUACGCAAUAUUUAACACCCAGGGUUUUGCCCUUCACCCAAAAUGCACCUUGGGUGGGGUCACUGUGCCUCAGCUGAGUGCAUAUUUUGAUGCAGAUGAAGGCACUUUCUAUAGGAUGUAGCUUGGUGUAGUUACCCUCUUCCCCGCUGGAGGGGGGCAUCUCACAAGAUCACUUUUAAAUGACUAAAAAAAUAUCACAUUCCGCCCUGAAUUCCUUAAUAGGACGAAGACUAUGUAGGGAUCAGGCAAUGCUGUGUAUAGAUCUUUUUAAGUAUCCCAAUUCAAGGGUACAGUUGCUUCAUUUUUUUUUAUUUUUUUUGUGGGGCUAGGUGAUCCCUUGUUAAAGACAUGAGAGUUAUAAGGGAACCUGGUUGUUCAUAGCGUCACUUGCCAUAAAUACAGGGACAGGCUUAAAACAAAGCGAUCAGGGAUCAUCGAACUCCCAUCAACUUUUUCAUAUAUAUAUAUAUAUAUAUAUAUAUAUAUAUAUAUAUAUAUAUAUAUAUAUAUAUGUGUGUGCAGAUUUGAGGAGGGGCUGGUGGGAGAGUUGCACAGUGGUAUAACAGCAUGGUAGAUCAUUAGAUUCACCCUUACAGGGACCGUAUCCCACGCUCACCAUGUGGAAGACAAACAGAAAUGUUAAUCAUUUCAAACUUAAAGGGGCAGGAGGGAUUGUAUUCUUGUGACAUCCUGACUUUGCCAAAAGUAAAACGAUUUACAGUACUUACAGUGGACAUAUAUGUCCUAAUCACUUUUACUGUAAUAGUUUAAAAAACGGCUGGAUGGACAGAUUUUCAUCAUACAAGCCUGAAUCUCAAACUCAGUACUUCCAUUACGUCCAUCUUCCUCGUGCCCGCCCCCCCACCCAGCCUAAUCCAAAAAUGACCUUACUAUUACAACUCUGCUUAUGAGAGAAUGGAACUACAUGUUAUGAUGCGGUCAUAGCCAUAGGGAGGCUAUAGGACAUAUCAGUCGUGAGUUACUUUUUAUAAGCUGCAGGUUCGUUUACAGACUGUUUUAACUGCGUUAAUACUUUCCAUGAGGUCUGAUUGUAAAAUAAACACAUCUCGAGGAUCCACUGUACCCAGUUUUGUGCCUUUGUCCUGAUGUAAUCAGAAUCAGUGUCUGGGUUUCCACCCGGCCCUUCCCAGAAUUAAAGCUAAAUUAAUCGAUUUCAACCAAAAUCUCGCAUUGUGAUUGCCACUGCCAGCUAACGGCUUACUGAAGAAAAAAAAUAAAAAUAUAGAUUUUAAAAAAUUGCAACAUAAAGGCAGGUCUGCUGCAGAUCAUUACACCCCAUUAAUUAAAGGGGCAUAUAUUUGUUGUUGGAAUUAUAUAUAGGUUUCCUAUCGAAAACAUUCUUACUUUUUUUUUUAAAUGUACAGCUUUAAGUAGUCCGUUUAAAACCCACCGUUCUGUUCCAUCUAGGUUGUCGAUUUUGUAUAAAACAUUAUUUUAGAGCAGUAUUUUUCAACAUGUUACACUUUGAUCUCCCCCCAUCACAUUUUAAGAAAUCUAUUUGUAGUAAUGCUUUACUGUGCAAAAAAAACAAAAAAAAAAUGUAGAAUAAAAAAAAACUGCAUUGUGAUCAAUGAGCAUGGGGAGUUAAAUUACGUGAAAUUGUUUAAUGAAAAAGACGAAGAAAAUUUUUUAAAAAAAAACUUCUUUGGCAGUGUGUUUUGUCCACUGUUAUCACAAAGUUGCUAGUCCGUCCGAUGCAUACAGGUACCGGACAAAUACAAUUACAAAUACUCUAUAUUUUGCCACAGUAUAGAGAGAAAUUUUAGAUUUGAAUGCAUGAUACAGCUAACAGCACAUGUAAUAGGGGAACACUGACCCCUAGUGUUGCAUGGAGUAACUGAAGCACACAAUCUAUAAUCACAGGGGUGGCCUGCUGACAGCGGUCACUGGCUGUCAUAAACCUCAGGUUUAGCAUUUGUUUCUCAGCAGAUCUAAAAGUAAAAAACGGUUUUACUUACUGUACAUCGUUGUUUGCCUUUCUCUGCCUUAUGCAGCUCCUUGCACCUAACUGGCUCCGUGCCUUAGAUGUAUAUUAGUGGGGCUGUCUCGUCCAAGGCAUUAACUCUUUUUUUCUGUGCUAGCAAGAGGUGACUGUUCAGUGAUACAGGGUAAAUUACAUUAAAGAAUUUGCUGUUUUGAUCUAA